AUGACUGGACUUAAUAUCUCUGAGAAUCAUUAUUGUGAUCCCAUACUGACGCCCCACUUAACCAGGCUCUACUUCAUAGUGCUCAUUGGAGGACUGGCAGGUGUUAUCUCCAUCCUGUUCCUGCUGGUGAAAAUGAACUCCCGUUCUGUGACCACCAUGGCUGUUAUUAACUUGGUAGUGGUUCAUGGAUUGUUCCUACUGACGGUGCCUUUCCGCUUGACAUACCUUAUCAAGGGAACCUGGACAUUUGGGUUAUCCUUCUGCAAAUUUGUGAGUGCCAUGUUGCACAUACACAUGUAUCUCACCUUCCUCUUCUACGUGGUGAUCCUGGUCAUCAGGUACCUCAUCUUCUUCAAGCACAAGGACAAAGUGGAAUUCUACAGAAAACUGCAUGCUGUUGCUGCCAGUACUGCCAUGUGGCUUUUGGUGAUUGUCAUUGUGGUACCCCUGGUGAUUUCUCAGUAUGGAAAUAAUGAGAAAUACAGUGAACAACAUUGCUUUAAUUUCCACAAAGAACUUGUUCGUGAUUAUGUGCAAGUUAUCAACUAUACGAUUGUCAUCAUCGUCAUUACUACCGCGAUGAUUCUCUUGGCCUUCCAAGCCUUCAUCACUUUGUCCAUGGUGCGAAAGCUCCACCACUCUUUACUCUCCCACCAAGAGUUCUGGGCUCAGCUGAAAAACUUAUUUUUUAUAGGCAUCAUCCUUAUUUGUUUUCUUCCCUACCAGUUCUUUAGGAUUUACUACUUGUAUGUUGUGGCACAUUCCAAGGACUGUAACAACAAAGUUGCAUUUUACAAUGAAAUCUUCCUGAGCGUAACAGCAAUUAGCUGCUUCGAUUUGCUACUCUUUGUUUUUGGAGGAAGUCAUUGGGUUAAGCAAAAGGUUAUUGAGCUAUGGAAUUGCCUUUUAUGCUGUUAG
Molecule: messenger RNA, 918 nt
Organism: Nannospalax galili (Upper Galilee mountains blind mole rat)
Lineage: Eukaryota; Metazoa; Chordata; Mammalia; Rodentia; Spalacidae
Product: probable G-protein coupled receptor 141
Exons: 1
Coding region: 1-918 (305 amino acids)
Biological process (GO): G protein-coupled receptor signaling pathway
Cellular component (GO): membrane
Molecular function (GO): G protein-coupled receptor activity; oxysterol binding
Source: RefSeq, a predicted model, not a curated record